This is a messenger RNA of Suricata suricatta (meerkat), 1272 nucleotides long. It is a transcript of the gene CD37, whose product is annotated as CD37 molecule. NCBI's taxonomy places the organism in Eukaryota, Metazoa, Chordata, Mammalia, Carnivora, Herpestidae. The transcript has 8 exons. Gene Ontology annotation, cellular component: membrane. The record is from RefSeq and is a predicted model, not a curated record. Bases 120 to 1256 code for a protein of 378 amino acids.
UAUGUUCUUCCUUUCUCCCUCCCCCUCUCACAGCCUCUGUCUUUCUGCCCUUCUCCUCCACUGCUAACACCUCUUCUGUUCUGUCCCUCCCCCCUGGCUGCCCACCUCUCUGGGCGAAGAUGUCGGCCCAGGACAGCUGCCUCAGCCUCAUCAAGUACCUCCUCUUCGUUUUCAACCUCUUCUUCUUCGUCCUAGGCAGCCUGAUUUUCUGCUUUGGCAUCUGGAUACUCAUUGACAAGUCCAGCUUUGUGUCCUUUGUAGGCCUGUCCUUCGUGCCCCUGCAGAUGUGGUCCAAGGCCCUGGCCAUCUCAGGAAUUCUCACCAUGGGUCUUGCUCUCCUGGGCUGUGUGGGGGCCCUGAAGGAGCUCCGCUGCCUCCUGGGCCUGUAUUUUGGGAUACUGCUGCUCCUGUUUGCCAUGCAGAUCACCCUGGGAAUCCUCAUCUCCACUCAGCGGACCCGGCUGGAGCGGAGGGUGAAGGACAUCGUGAUGGAGACCAUACAAAACUACCACGCGCACCCGGAGGAGUCGGCUGCGGAGGAGAGUUGGGACUACGUGCAGUUCCAACUGCGCUGCUGCGGCUGGAACUCUCCUCAGGACUGGUUCAGGGUCCCCAGCUUCAGCAGCAACGAGUCAGAGGUGCACCGCGUGCCCUGCUCCUGCUAUAAUUCGUCGGCGACCAACGACUCCGCCAUCUCCGAGAAGCUCUCCUUCCCCCAUCUCAGCCGGCUUGGACCACCGGCGCGGCCCGGCCACAAUACAGACCUUUGCGCUGUCGCAGCAAACAGCGAUAUCUACAGCGAGGGCUGCGCGCGGAGCCUACAGAAGUGGUUGCACAACAACCUCAUCUCCAUAGUAGGCAUUUGUCUGGGCGUCGGGCUACUUGAGGUGAGUGUGGCGGGGCUGAGCCUGCUCCUACUGCGUAGGGCGCUCCGCCGGGAGCGCCAGCUGCAGGUGCCAGACGCCUAUGCUUGGAGCCCCGGGCUUGGCCCCCGUGCUGAUGGCGGCGGCGGCGGGCGCAGCGGUGUGCUGAGCAGCAGCGGGCGUAGCGGCGGUCUGUGGGGUAGCUGGGCCAUGGCAGAUGCCUGUCCCAACUGGGGGGACAAGUCCCCACAGGGCAAGCUGCCCAUGGCCCUGGGGCCCUGGCCGUUUUGGGAUCAAGACGAGGAACAACCUGAGAACGGGAACGCGGAGGUGGAGGUCGAGGUGGAACUAGCGGCUGAGGGAGAGGGGGAGACAGAUGUGCCUCCAGAAUAAAGUUCCCUGGGCUAGC